AUGCCAAAGACCAUCACCAGAUCGCGCAAUGGAUGCGCUGUCUGCAAAUCCAAACGGCUCAAAUGCGACGAAACGAAGCCCAGCUGCUCGCGCUGUGUAAGACUGGGCAUCGCCUGUCCAGGAUAUCUGAAGCCUCUCAAAUGGCCCACUCGGUCGCGGGCACGAAAGGGAAAUAGCGACGCGUCUGGGAGCCCUCCAUCGGCUGGGUCUUCGGAGCAAAGCUACACGUUCGAGCCAUCUCACCAGACUGACCAGUCUGUCUCAUUCUGUAGCUCGAGCUCUGUGGAUCAGGGUGCAAAUAUUGUUACACCUAAUAACUAUGCCGUGGGUCUCGAUAGCAGCUUUACGCCAUUGCCGUUCGACGAACAUCCCGACGUGAACCUACAACCCAAAACACCAAAGACAGCGUCUCUUGCGAAUCAGGGGUACGGGGACAAUGAGCUAUGGCUAGCUGAGAUUUUGGCUGCAAAUCCUCAAUUUAAUUCCCCUGUGGCCGUGGGCUUUCCCUCUCCCGUUCACUGCGCGAUGCCACUUGCACAACCCCUUCAAGACCAUACGUCUAUCCUCGUGGAAUACUAUUUCAAAGAAGUCUGUGGGAUGAUGUCCUGCUACGACAGCCAACUGAAUCCGUACCGUACCACCAUCUCUGAUUUUUGGUCGAGUUCGCCAUCUCUCUACUAUGUCACUCAGAGCAUGGCAGCUGCUUGUCUGUCCGAGGUUUCCCCCAAGUUUACAUCCAUUGGUCAUCGACUUCGAGAUCAGGCAGCAUCAUGCCUUUCGAAAGAGAUCGAAGCAUCACAGAUUGAAACAUCCUCUUUGAUGGCACUGGUUAUGCUUGGGAUGAGUCGCAGCUGGCACAGUCCUGGCGACGUAGGCCAGUCCGAGUUUGAAAUGCUGGCGAAAAUAGUUCUAUCUUCGAAGUCUGGUCAGAGUGGCAUUGCUUUGGCGGAUGAAGAGAAGAGGCAAUUCUUCUACAACUCCCUUGUCUACUGGCAGGUCCUGCUUGCGUUUGUCGUAGAUCGUGGAUCAACUAUCCAGGACAUAAAGCCAACACAGCCAAAGCCCAUCCAGCCAGACGGUCUCGAACUGCAUGCACCGCACAUUCCACAUCCUCAGACCGGCGUCGGUAUUGAGGUUGAGAUGCUUGUAGGGAAAGUCGGAAGUCUGGUUAGGAGAGAACGAAAGCGUAUCCAGUCGCGUCGAUUUGCAUCCAGAAACGAUAUUAACCAAGCUCAAACAGCCAUUCUCGAGGCAGAACAGCUCCAAGCCCAGCUAUGUGCACUCCAACUCCCACUUGAAAGCACGAUCGUCGACUCGGGUGACGAUAUGUCACCGGCGGAUCACCUAGUGCGGAUUGCAGAGGCAUAUAGAUGUACAGGCUUGUUGCAGCUCUAUCGGAACUUUCCAGAUCUGUUGAUACCAUAUACGUCGAUGUAUGAUCCGACGCAGCAGUUCACGACAUUCGGUUCGACUCAAAGCACGUCUCUUAACGAUAACAGGCCUAUGGAAAGUGCAUCACUGAUCUACUUGGCAUUGCAUAUCCUCGACCUGGUGGAAAGCGUUCCUGUAACAUCAACAAGUCGGUCAAUUCAGCCAUUCUUGUUAGUGAGUAUCUGCAGUGAGCUGAACCUUGAUCGUUCAGCUUGCUCGAUGGCCGGGUCGCAGAGACUCCCUCUGACCAGUCUUGCGUCCAGUCCAAGGCUAAGGGCGCCAGUGACUGAGAUUGACAUCCUCCGCGCAAGAAAGUCCAUUACCUCGCGCCUUUUAUCCUUUGAGAGCAUGCUGGCUGCGAAGCCUAUUCAGCAGAUGCUCCAGUUGGUCAAAGAGACCUGGGCUUGGAUGGAGAAUAGUGGGGACGUGUACUGGAUGGAUGUCAUGAUGGCCAAGGGCUAUGAAGUUCUCAUGGGCUGA
Molecule: messenger RNA, 1911 nt
Organism: Aspergillus versicolor CBS 583.65
Lineage: Eukaryota; Fungi; Ascomycota; Eurotiomycetes; Eurotiales; Aspergillaceae
Product: Zn(II)2Cys6 transcription factor
Exons: 2
Coding region: 1-1911 (636 amino acids)
Biological process (GO): positive regulation of transcription by RNA polymerase II
Cellular component (GO): nucleus
Molecular function (GO): transcription cis-regulatory region binding; DNA-binding transcription factor activity, RNA polymerase II-specific; zinc ion binding
Source: RefSeq, a predicted model, not a curated record